GAGGCCGUGGCAAUCGCGUCUUCUUGGACAUACUGCAUUUCUCCGCACGUUUCUCCGCGAUUGGGCUUGGCUUCUAUUUCCCGUAUUUGUCUAGGAAGCACAGUAGUCUCGCACGGCUCUCGUGCUCUCCCGCGAAUUCCCGUCUGGGCGCCGUCGGAGAGUUGUUGCCUCCUCCGCUUCCCGGAGUGUCAUGAAUCUCAGUGAUGGUUAGGACUAAGAUGCGACUAAAAUCGGUGCUUCUAGGCUAGUAUUUAUUACCUUAUCAACAAUUGCGACCAUUCCCGGCGAGGGCCUGCAUCGCGCCCGAAGAUGUCAAACUCCAAGUCCGGUGAGCAGUGCAUGUGGACCACCACAGGGAUGGUGGUGACGGCGGCCGUCAUUGAUCCCUCCCGCGAUGCUGGUGUGGUCGUCCCAGGGAAGGCCGGUAACGAGGAGACGUACGUGGUGGCCAAGUACGACUACGUGGCCCAGGGCAGCCAGGAGCUGAGCCUGCGAAAGCACGAGCGCCUGGUGCUGCUGGACGACAGCAAGCACUGGUGGAAGGUGCAGAACGCGCAGCGCCAGGCCGGCUUCGUGCCGUCCAACUACGUGAAGCGCGAGAAACCGUCGCUCUUCGACAGCAUCCGGCGCCGGGUGCGCAAGCGCAGCGAGGCCAAGCUGUCGCCGGCCUCGUCGCCCGUGGCCGCAGACGAGCCGGGCGGCGGCGGCGGGGGCCCGGCCGAGGCCUGCGGCACGGCGCUGGUCCGUUACAACUAUGAGGCCAAGCAGGCCGACGAGAUCUCGCUCGUUAAAGGCGGUCGCGUUCUCGUCAUGGAGAAGUCCAGCGACGGCUGGUGGAAGGGCGAGCACUGCGGCCGCCUAGGAUGGUUCCCGUCCAACUACGUCCAGGUGAAGCGUCCAGCCCAGACUGAGGCGGCCACACCAACCGAUGGACCUGUGGUGCUGGAGACGGUGGUGGCGCUGUACAGCUUUGCCUCGCAAAAUGAGGAAGAGCUCAGUUUUACCAAGGGCGAGCAGCUCGAGGUGAUAGAGAAGCCAGAGAAUGAUCCUGAUUGGUGGAAAGCACGCAACCAGUCAGGUGACACUGGCCUGGUGCCCAAAAACUAUGUGCAGGUGGUGGUGGCUCCAACGUCGGCGUCAACAACACCCAAGCCUUCAACACCUGUGCCGCAGCCAGCCAUAGCCCCACGGCCUGAGCUGCAUGCCAAAGAGUGGUACUUUGGCAGCAUCUCUCGCUCCCAGUGCGACCAGGUGCUCAAUGACCAUGCGGUAGAUGGGGACUUCCUCAUACGCGACAGCGAGACAAACGUUGGCGAUCUCUCUGUGUCCCUGAAGGCACCGCAACGCAACAAGCACUUCCGUGUGCACGUGGAGGAUGGUGUGUAUUGCAUCGGUCAGCGGAGGUUCUCCAAUUUGGACGAUCUUGUGGAGCACUACAAACGAGCACCUAUCUACACCAGCCCCAAGGGGGACAAGAUGUAUCUGGUGCGGCCCUUUCGCAAACCCUGACCCCGGUGGCUGACGCUGCCAAUCUUUUCUACGAGGCCAAUUAUGGCCCCAGUUUGUACGCGUCUCUCCUACUUACUAGUCAGUGCCGUCGUGCUUGUCCGCCAUUGUAAGGUCUCUUAGGCCUGGCCCACUCAGGCUGUGCUGCGCUCGACGUCUUGAGGAGUUGCACGCUGCUGGUAAGGUGAAGAAGCUUGCACCUUUGCUGUUAAGUGCAGGGAGAGGCAGAGGCUAGCCAUGCACGGCUGGCAGAUCUAGAAUUGCAGAAUAGGUUGCAGCAUAGGCAUAUCGAAGAAUGGGUUGCUGCACUGCUGUGUCCCAGGCGCUGCAGCAAGGCCUGGACUGACUGCAGGAGCUACGAGCAGUGUAAUGUCAUCGCACUGCUCCUGUGUAGUGCAGACGCUGCUUCUUAACAUGGUAUUUCACAGAUCUAAGACCAGUACAGGUUGUACAAGCAGAUUGGGAAGUAGAUUUCUGAACUGCUUUAGUUGGUCUCGGGCACGGCAAGAAAAAUACCGAGGUCUUGUUAUAAGGCGGACCUGAUCCGGUUGUAGAAGUCCUUACAUGAUUUCAUCCAUUACUCUAUGCUGAACUGCUUUGGCUGGUCUUGGCCACUGCAAGAAAAAAGACAGUCUCUUUCAUCUGCUUUGCUGUAGCUGUUACGUAGGUAACGGCACAUCAGAAGGAGUGUGCAGAGAAGUAAGCAUGCAUGCCACAGCACAGGUACUCCUGAGCAUUGCUACGUGGAUGUACAUUCAUGUGCAAUAUGACCUGCAACACCACUCCUGUGGUAAAAGGGGCUCCAAGAUUGCACAGCAGUGCCGAUAUGCGAAAAAUUGCAGACCUAAACACAGUUCCAGUUACUUGUAUUUAUUAAACCAAUAUUUCGUAUGUCGGAGCUGCCGUACAGUCUUGGAGCCCCUUCGACCAUAGGUCCGGUGUUGCAGGUCAUAUUGCACGCCACUGUACUUUACUUCCUUUGGAGCAGGGAGCUGAACAAAUGAAGUACUUGAGCAUGUGACUUUUAGAUGGUUCUUAAAACGUCUCAUAACUCCCAUAGUUCUGAUGCUGGUAUCAAGGUUUCAGAAGUAAGGUAGCAGCACUAUUGUAAAUAUAAAGUGCCCCUCACCAGGUUUGUGCAUUGCAAACAGACACUUGGUGUGUGUAGAGAUCGUGCAGUGAUGAUUGUGCCUGUGAAGUAUUAAGCUCCGACCGCACUUGAGAAGGACAGGGGUAAUUGGAGAUCGCAAGGAGAGGCCUUCGUCCUGCAGUGGACAUAAUUAUAGAUUGAUGAUGAUGAUGACACUUAAGAAAAAACAUGAGCAACGCGCCAGCAGCGGCUAAUAUUCUCACAAAAACAAAUAUUCUGCUAUUUCAAAUAGUGAAUUCUUGAAUCUAACUGAAUAGCAAGCACUAUUUGAUUCAUAUUUGUAAUUUCGAAUAUUGGCACACCCCAUGUCAUAUAAAUCAGCUAAUAAUGUCUUAAUGUGAAUCAAAGGACAACGGGUUUGCAAUUUGCGGAUUCUUGUGAAAUGCAGAACGCGCAGAUCCACCUCUGUAAAUGUGCCAUGCAGCGAGAAAAGAAAGUAGGCCUGAGAGAUAUUGAAAAGAAAAGGAGAGGGAUGUUGCUUGCGGGAUCUGGCGCUCUGGUCGAGUUGACUGGAGAAAGCCUCCAUGCGUAGCUCACACCUUACUAUAUUUUUUUGCUUCUAGUAUAUCAGCUACUACUGAACCUUGCUAUAGAACACUCCCUGGAAGGCCCUUUAGAACUCCUAGUGUAUAACCAAAAUUUUCAAUGCAGCCUGGUGGAGGGGCCCUUUAAGGUCAUGCGAGAAAUGUCAUAUUCCUAGCAUCAUUUCAGGUGUACCCUGAUGACCACCUUUAAACUGGAAAUUACGAGGAAAAAAACUCAAAAGGGGGUGUGUCCCAGGGUGUUCGUUGCUUUCUGAGUGGGCUUCCGCUGCUGGCAACCUCGCACACCAUCAUGUGAUGUGGCAAAUGCAAUGCAGCCUUGGUUUGCUUGAGAGAAAACAGCCUCGCAACACAACAGCAGAACGAAUGUACCAGUAAGCGGGAAUACCUUCGGCAUUCAUGAAAUUUUUUUUUUUAAUUAAUCAGUUUUUUUGUCCGAGCCUGCGUGUGGCCUGCUGAAAAACGAAACAAAUGCAUUGCGUUUCGUGGAUGCCGAACUAACCUUUAUCCCCAUGUUUGGCAGCAGGAUGUUUACGUAUGACUCUCCUACUGAUAAAUGAUGUAGGCUUUGUGUGUUUCUUGAUCCUCCUCCUCCUGUUUCCUGACAAUCGUGCACUCUGAGGAAGAAAUUCCGAGAUCUGUAGACCUCCCUCGAACACUUUUUUUACAUACGCAGGCACUUUGUACCAUGGCAUGUAGGCUUUGUCAAGAACAGUGUGUGAAGGAUUUUAUACGUAUUGCUGCCUCUGGCUUUCUGUCAAAGUUCUGUAUAUUGAAAGACCGUGCAGUCACCAUAGUACUUACCCAAAUAUGUAUAAUGCGAUCACAAAUGAGAAGCCGCACCUGCGUACUGAGAUCCCAUGCAUUAACAAAAAUAAUUUAUCAUAAUGUGACCUAAUGACCAUGCAUACACCAGCCUCAGGCACCAGCUUAGAAAAAGCUGAAACUGGCAUGCACAAAUGCCAGUAGAUGGGUGCAUGUAAGUUGUUCAUUGUCUACAGUCUGUCUUUAGGUGCUCCCAACUGCCUGUGAGCAUCAAUGCCCAAUGUGGGCCCUUGCCCUGCUGCUGCUGUUGCACCACUUUGCCCCUAGUUGUGUGGUCAAGUCUACUUGCGAAGUGUUGCGUAAAGUCUAGGGUUGCUUUAUUUUUCCCGUAGCUUCAAUUCCUGGUAGUUGAGCCUGGUGCUUCACAUAAAAACAAAUGUCAUAUUCCUAGCAUCAUUUCAGGUAUACCCUGAAGACCACUUUUAGACUAGAAAUUACGAGGAAAAAAAUUGUGUGGGAAAAGAAUUUGUGCAAAUGUAGUGUGUUGCACCUGUUGCUUAGUAACAGACCAUUUGCUGCUGUACAUUGAUGGCAGGCAGUGAUUUCCUGCCGUUUUUCUGUGACAAGGAAGUUUCUCAUGCCUGCAUUUGAAGGCAAAAACCACUUUGUAUCUUGCAACAGGAUGCCACAGACCAGAUUUUUUAAGGUGCUUGCUGCUUGUCGACAUUGUGGACACUGAGCGAUGGCAUCAGUUUACAGACUAAAUCUGCAGACCAUCAUAGCUGAAUCUUGCAAAUGCAGCAGACUUGGCAAAUUUGCAAGUUACUGCACUUUAUGUUAACUCACUUUGAGUUGUGCUGAUGACACCCUUAGAAGAGGACACUUAAAACCAUGAAAUCAUCUUAGACAAGUACAUAUCCUUUUAACGCUAUGUAUUCUUUCUUUAUUUCUCAUAUAAAGGUUGAUCGUUUAACGGAAAAAAUCAAGGCCAAGCUUUGUUUUUUGUAUCAUAAGUGCCAAAACCACGGCACCGAUGAUGUUACAUCGUGGACUUUGUGGUGUUUCCUUGUUUGGGUUGCCAAAAAACUGCCAAGUUGCGCCUUUACUUGGUACUUUGAAAUGUACUCAAUCUUUCUUUAUCAACAAAAAAUUCACUAGACAUGAGCAAAGGCUGUCCAAAUCUAUGGACAUCAUGGUGAGCUGGUGUAGAGAUUUCAAGGUGGCAUCGCGACUCUUCCAUCGCUUUCUGCCUUACUGAGCCUCUGUUCUUGGCAAGGCUGGCUUACUCAAUCUUCUGGAAGUGUAACUUUGGUGUUAACCAGUCUAGAUUAAUUGUGCCAGCGUUAGGCCCAAAGUGGUUCUUUCAAGAAGUAAUCCUGGCGCAUGUGUUAGAACAGACCCACUUUAUCAUCUCCAUGCUCAAGGUGUGUGGCCGUGGAUUCUGCUGGUGCCAUGAUGUCGGUAGCCCUUGCUACUGUGCUUGGGUACGACGCUAGCGGUCCUGGGUCAGCUGUUGAGGGUAGCCAUAUUGCAGGCGUUUUCAACAUUUUUUGCUUGUGUUCUGUGUUCUCGGUGUAUAAUCUGCCAUACUCUCUGGGAAUUUUUUUUAAUACCACGAGCAGAAGUUGAAAGAAGAAAAAAAAUGGCUUAUCGAUAGGUGAAGAAAGCACUUGCAAUUGUGGUUGCCUCUAUUUAAUGCUCUAGAGACCUGCCAGGAGCUGUGCAGUAGUGGCAGCAUGGCAAUGUGUCGGUCUGUACCCAGCUUCACGCUCAAUGUUGCAGUGGUUGCAUUACGCGAGCACAGCCGGAGCAGGCCAGUCGGGGAGGUCUGUGUUCCCCUCCCCACUCUUCCCCUCCCAACCCCUCUGCUGCGGCAGCCUGAACAUUCCACGCAAAGGUCCCACAGGCUGUCGGAGGUGCAGUGUGUGCAGCUAGAGGCCUCCCGCUGCCUAUCUCAUCUGCCUGCUCGUCUGUCCAUCACGAGGCAGCAUUCAAGGGCCAGGCAAACACACAAGGCUCUCUUAAAAUGCUCUAACUGCAUUUACGAGGCUGUCUUAAUUUAUUUGACGGAUUGUAUGAUGGGGCUGUGUGACAUGGUAAUGAUGAGCAAAGCAUGUGAAUGAGUAACAUUUAUUUUGCUCUGUGUGACUUGAAAGGGUUUGAUGACUCUGAAUAAAAAGUACAAGCCUCUG
Dermacentor silvarum is the source of this 6155-nucleotide messenger RNA. RefSeq names its product cytoplasmic protein NCK2 (gene dock). The record is from RefSeq and is a predicted model, not a curated record. Lineage: Eukaryota; Metazoa; Arthropoda; Arachnida; Ixodida; Ixodidae. The coding region runs from base 310 to 1509 and encodes 399 amino acids. The transcript is spliced from 4 exons. Gene Ontology annotation, molecular function: protein binding.